Harpegnathos saltator (Jerdon's jumping ant) is the source of this 1843-nucleotide messenger RNA. Its product is annotated as ribosome biogenesis protein NOP53. Gene Ontology annotation, cellular component: nucleolus. Gene Ontology annotation, molecular function: 5S rRNA binding. Gene Ontology annotation, biological process: ribosomal large subunit assembly; rRNA processing. Lineage: Eukaryota; Metazoa; Arthropoda; Insecta; Hymenoptera; Formicidae. The record is from RefSeq and is a predicted model, not a curated record. The transcript is spliced from 5 exons. The coding region runs from base 152 to 1519 and encodes 455 amino acids.
GAUAAUAAAGUAAUUAUAUUAUAUCGCAAGAAAAUACAAUUUAUUCUUUAAAUUAUUAUUUUUAAAUUAUUAUCCUUACCAUUUAUUUACAAGGGAGAAUAGUUAAGCGGUAACCUCUUCAAUACACGUGAUAUCACGACAGUUGUUCACGAUGAUGGAUACUAAAAUUAAAAAACGUAAAGUCUCGAAAAAGACGAAGAAAUCGUGGAGGAAACACAUUGACACUAAAGAUGUAGAUGCAUUUCUUGAAGACAUAAGAUUAGAAGAACGAAUGGGACCUCCUUUAUCAAAGCAAGCAAAUUCUGAGUUAUUCACUAUUGACAGGACUGCUGGUAAAACUAAAACUGUUGUAUCCUCCAAACGUGCAGCUAGAUUAGCUUUGAAAGAAAAAGAAGCAAAAUGUUUUGCUUCUUUGAAACCACAUACACAAGUUCCUGAUCCAAUAUCAAAGAGAAACCGAGUCAGGACUAAAGAGGAACGUAUGAAUUCCAUAUUACGACAACGUGAAGCAGAAAGAAAAUUAAAAGGUAUUCUUAAAUUGAAAGAAAAAGAAGCAUUAAAGAAUAGGGCACUUGCAAAAGCUGCUUUUAAGAAGCGUCCUAAGAGGGGAGAAUUCAAAACUGAUCUGUGGGAUGUCACAAAAAAUGUAUUACCAGAAACAGUUACUGAAUGGAUGUCUACAGACAGUGUCAGACAUACAGUUAAACAUUUAGGGGUGCAGAAAAGAAAAUUGCCUUCAUCAUUAUAUAAAAAAACAUCUCUUCUACCAGCAGUAGAAGCACCGCAUCCAGGUACAUCUUAUAAUCCAUCAUAUACUGAUCACCAAAAACUACUGAAUGAUAUUGCUCAGAAAGAAUUGGAACUUAUGAAAGAAGAGGCACAUCUGGAUAGGGUAACAACUAAGAUGUUUAAAAAGGUUCCAUUAAAUAAAAGGGACGAGAAUUUGAUGAAAGAAAUGUCAGAAGGUUUGCCAAUAAAAAAACAAACCACAGAAAAUUCAAAGCCUACUAAGGAAGGAGAUGUUGAAGAGGAAGACUCAUCAGUGGCAAUAGCAAACAGUAAACCUGUCAAGAACAUUAAAAAAACACUUGUACAAAAAAGAAAGCAACGAGAACAAAAACAAGCAGCUAAUGAACGUACUUUGGCCAAAAUUGAAAAGAGAAAAGUCUCUGAUAUUUAUAAGUUGAAAAUGUUAAAAAAACAAAUAGAAUCCAAAGAAAAGAAGGAAGACUUUUUGCGACAAAAACGUAUGAAGAAACAUGAAAGGGAAUCUACUACGCCAAAGAUUCUGAGUAAGACAAAAUUUGAGCCCUUAGAUCCUGUUUUCCAGCUGUCAGAGGAAUUAUCUGGAAAUUUGAGGAAUUGUAACCCCAGUAAGAACUUACUGAAAGAUCGAUUUAAAUCUCUUCAGCAAAGAAAUAUUAUUGCACCAAGUGUCAUAAAACUGACAAAAGAUAAAGCAAAGGUGAAGCGAUUCAUGAAACCGGAUCAUAAGAUAAAUUUGAUUGAAGUGUCAUAAUAAAGAUAACAUAUUGCUUACAGCUAUAUUUUCUGACAGCAAUUUAGACAUGGAAUAUGGCAUAUGUCGAGCUACUUCAAGUUGAAAUACACCAGCCAAAUCCAGGAGAUGAUUGUAUAAUGUUUCGCUGAGUCUGGAGCAUUAUUGGAAUAUAAUAUUAAUUUCUUAGUAAGGAAGGUUUAAUAGAAGCAAAUAGGGUCAAACAGGCCGUUUUACUUUUCCUUGUCUGUCUUGAAUUUUCGUUCAAUCUGACGUAAUUUUUCUGACAUAUGUUCCUUUUCAUGUAUUAAGACUUCAUUUUGCGUAUUAAAUUUCUCUUCCAGA